Messenger RNA from Diospyros lotus (date-plum), 4226 nucleotides. RefSeq names its product protein SUPPRESSOR OF MAX2 1. Bases 758 to 3880 code for a protein of 1040 amino acids. The record is from RefSeq and is a predicted model, not a curated record. NCBI's taxonomy places the organism in Eukaryota, Viridiplantae, Streptophyta, Magnoliopsida, Ericales, Ebenaceae. Gene Ontology annotation, molecular function: ATP hydrolysis activity; ATP binding. The transcript has 3 exons.
CCAAAUUAUCUUUCUUGGCUUUAUAUGUUAGUUUAUUUUUUUCUUUUUUUUCGUUUUUAAUUUUUUUCCACAAUAUUUUCAACCUGGGUCUGUGAGGUUUUUCAUUUUUGGCUAUUCAAUGUGAUAGAGACGGUCUUCUACUGCUAGACUUUAUCAUCUUCUUAUAGAGAGAGAGAGAGAGAGAGAGAGAGAGAGAGAGAGAAUGGGGAGGUGGGUUUGGGAGAGGGAAGGGCUGUGAUCUUUCCUUUUCGCGUUGAAUUCGAAUACAGCUUUCUUUGUGACUCAACAAAGAGAGGCAAAGCAAAAAGAUGGAUAGAUAGAGUGAGAGAUAGAUCCCUGUGAUAAACCGAGCGAGCAAAGCUAUAGUCUAAUACCUUGCUGGAUUUUUCCUUUUCGUGCAUCAUAAAGGUGAAUUUUUUGUCAGCAAGUCGUGGUUUUUCGGUCGGUUGGGGAGUCAGGUGAGAAAAUUUGGUGGAUUUUCCUGGAAAAGACGGAAGCUUUCCAUUUUGUAAAAGAGUUCACACUCGGAACCAUUGAUAGAAAGAUAUUGAUUCAAUCAUAGAGGAAUCUGAAAAACCAAGUUCAGAGCAAGGGCAGAGAAAGAAAGAAAGAAUCUCUGUACCAUUUGUUGGUUGGUCUGCUCCAGUUUGGUGUUAUUGAGAGGCAGUGAAAAAUUCAAGUCCGGUUCUAGAUUUCCCGGGAAAGUUCGAGAAAAUUCAAUUCCGGUUCUAGAUUUUCCGGGAAGGUUUGAGAAGAGAUGAGAGCCGGACUAAGCACGAUCUUGCAAACCUUGACGCCGGAGGCGGCGAGCGUGCUGAACCUGUCGAUUGCGGAGGCCGGUCGCCGGAACCACGGCCAGACGACGCCGCUGCACGUGGCGGCAACGCUCCUGGCCUCGCCGUCCGGGUUCCUCAGGCAAGCCUGCAUUCGGUCUCACCCGAAUUCUUCCCACCCGCUCCAGUGCCGUGCGCUCGAGCUCUGCUUCAGCGUGGCGCUCGAGCGGCUCCCCACCGGCCAGGCCACCGUCUCCGGCGUCGAGCCGCCCAUUUCCAAUGCGCUCAUGGCGGCGCUGAAGCGCGCUCAGGCUCAUCAGCGCCGCGGCUGCCCAGAGCAGCAGCAGCAGCCGCUCCUCGCCGUCAAAGUGGAGCUCGAGCAGCUCAUCAUAUCGAUUCUCGACGACCCGAGCGUCAGCCGCGUCAUGCGCGAAGCCAGCUUCUCCAGCCCCGCCGUGAAGGCCACAAUUGAGCAAUCGCUGAAUUCCCAACCGCAGAACAUAAACCCGGCCCCAGUUGGAUUAGGGUUCCGUCCCAAUCCGGUCCCCAUCCCCAGUCGGAAUCUCUAUUUGAAUCCCCGGUUGCAGCAAGGGAAUUCGGCUCAAUCAGGGCAGCAAAGAAACGAGGAGGUUAUCAAGAUUAGGGAUGUGUUGUUGAGGAGCAAGAAGAAGAACCCUAUUUUGGUUGGAGAGUCGGAGCCAGAGGCGGUGAUAAGGGAGCUUCUGAGGAGAAUUGAGAAAGGGGAAUUCGGGGAAGGACCGCUCAAGAGUGCCCAAGUGAUCCCAAUUGAGAAAGAGAUCACUCUUGAUAAAACUCAAAUUCCGACGAGGAUUAAGGAAUUGGGGGCCCUAAUCGAGACCAGAAUGGGGAAUUCCAGCGGUGGAGGCAUUAUUCUUGAUUUGGGUGAUCUGAAGUGGCUAGUGGAGCAGCAGCAGCCUGCCGGGUUGGGGGUUCCCUGCUCCGGCGCGGUGCACCAGCAGGUGGAGUAUGAGGCCGGGAGGGCGGCCGUGGCGGAGAUGGCCAAGCUGGUGGUCCGAUUUGGGGACAGUGGUAGGCUUUGGUUGAUUGGAACUGCUACCUGUGAGACGUAUUUGAGGUGUCAAGUGUAUCAUCCUACAAUGGAGAAUGACUGGGAUCUGCAGGCAGUUCCUAUUGCUUCGAGAUCGCCUCUUCCCGGAAUGUUUAGGAGGCCUGGGCCUCAUGGAAUUCUUAGCAGCUCGGUCGAGUCUCUAAGCCCAUUGAAGGGCUUCCCAAAUGUGACAGCUGCUUUGUCGAGGCGUGCAUCUGAAAACUCAGAUCCUGCUCGAAGAAUGAGCUGUUGCCCACAGUGCACCGACAGCUACGAGAAAGAGCUAGCAAAACUGGUUGCAAAUGUAUACGAGAAAUCCUCUUCUGAAGUCGGGUCAGAGGUAGUAGCUCAGUCAGCACUUCCACUGUGGUUGCAGAAUGCCAAAGCACUUAGCGGUGACACUAAAACAGUGGACCAGUCCCAGACUAAGGAUCAGGAAAUGGUGUUCAAGCAGAAAUCUCAAGAAUUACAGAAGAAAUGGGCUGAUACAUGCUUGCAACUUCACCCUAAUUUCCAUAACAAUCUUGGCUCUGAAAGAGUUGGUCCAGCCUCUGUGUCGAUGACAGGAUUGUACAAUCCGAAACUUCUUGUUCGCCAGCCUCUCCAGCAGAAGUUGCAACAAAUGAAGACUCUCGGGGAAGCCUUGCAAUUGAAUUCUAAUCCGGCGGCCAACCAACCUUCAGAGCGAGCAGGUAGCCCUCCCAGAAGUCCAGUGAGGACAGACCUUGUUCUUGGGCCUACAAAAGUAAGCGACAACACCGCAGAGAAACCCCAUAAAGAUGAUGUUACAGAUUUCUUGGGAUGCAUCUCGCCUGAGUCGCAGCAUAAGUUCCAUGUCGAGAAAUUUGCCAAGGUAGCAGAUGCUGACUCGUUUAAGAAGCUCCUCAAGGGUCUAAUGGAGAAGGUGUGGUGGCAACAGGAAGCAGUUUCUGCAGUGGCUACAACUGUGACCCAGUUCAAAUUGGGCUGUGGAAAACGGCGUGGCAACGGGUCAAGGGGCGAUAUGUGGUUGCUGUUCACAGGUCCCGACAAGGUUGGCAAGAAGAAAAUAGCAUCUGCUGUAUCGGAGCAAUUUUGCGGGACCAACCCUGUAUUGAUAAGCCUUGGAUCCCGUCGCAGUGAUGAGGAAUUAGAUAUGAAUUUCCGUGGUAAAACAGUGCUGGAUCGGAUUGCAGAAGCAAUCCGUAGGAACCCCUUUUCAGUAAUCAUGCUGGAGGACAUUGACGAGGCCGAUAUGCUGGUUCGUGGGAACAUAAAACGAGCGAUGGACAGAGGCCGCCUUGCUGACUCUCAUGGUCGCGAAAUCAAUCUUGGUAAUGUCAUCUUCGUCCUUACAGCCAACUGGUUUCCUGACAAUUUCAAAAACCUAGCUGAUGGCCGUGUUCUUGAUGAGAACAAGCUAGCAUCUAUAGCAACUGGUGGUUGGCAAUUAAGGCUUUCCACUGGUGAAAGGAGAGCUAAGCGACGAGCCGAUUGGCUAUACGACGAAAGCAGGCCUACAAAACCUAGAAAGGAUAUCGGUUCUGGUCUAUCGUUUGAUCUUAAUCUCGCUGCUGAAGUUGAGGACGACAGAACCGAUGGAUCUCAUAAUUCCAGCGAUCUCACCAUCGAACAAGAAGAUGAUCACGGUCCUGAAAACAGCCGAUUUUUGAUAACCUCGGUUCCUUACGAUCUGGCAAGCUCUGUGGACGAAACCAUCAUAUUCAAGCCAGUUCAGAUUGUCUCCAUUCGACGUGAUAUUAAAAGAACGAUUACAGAGAGGUUCUCCGGCAUUGUAGACGGUGAAAAUCUGUUGAUAGAAUUAGAAGAGUCGGCGCUUGAGAAGAUCGUAGCCGGGGUAUGGCUAGGGCGAACCAGCUUAGACGAGUGGCUUGACAAGGCCUUGGUUCCUAGCUUCCAACAGCUCAAGGGAUGCCUGCCGUCUGCCAUGUCGGCCGAUGAGACGGUGGUUGUCCGGCUAGAAUCAGACGGAAACUCCGGCAGCCGAGCGGCAGGGGACUGGCUGCCAAGCAAAGUUACGGUGAAGGUAGAUACAUGAUGAAGUGGAGACUGCCGGAAUAGAUGUAAAUAUGGUCAAGUGGUUUGGCGGGUAAAAAGUCAAAAACAGUUAGGAAAGGUUAAAAGGGUGACGAAGAAGAAAGAAGAAAAGAAAGAUCGUUAGAAGAAAGAGGGGGGAGUCAUUGGUAUAUUAUAUUAAAUGGUUUUCGCCUUUUUUUCUCUCUAGUAGUAGUAUUUAUUACUUUCUUUACAUGCCUUUCUUUUUUAUUCUUAUUACAUUAAUAAUAAUAAUAAUAAUAAUAGUCAUUUUGUUAUUAUAAAAAUAUAUUUACCUAAUUACAUGGACAUUGAUGAUGAUGAUGAUCAAUAAUAUGAGGCAUUCCUCC